Galdieria sulphuraria is the source of this 1099-nucleotide messenger RNA. RefSeq lists its product as uncharacterized. Bases 133 to 453 code for a protein of 106 amino acids. The record is from RefSeq and is a predicted model, not a curated record. The transcript is spliced from 2 exons. Lineage: Eukaryota; Rhodophyta; Bangiophyceae; Galdieriales; Galdieriaceae.
AAAAUUGUGCUCUGAUUGGCUAAUCGCAUUUUUUUGGCGGCAAAAGUUGGAAGGGGGAGCGCUUCCGGAGAUCCCUGACUGCAACUGUUCAACUUGUUUGAUAGAGCUGAGUCAUGUUGUGUUAUUGAGAUUAUGUGGUCUUUAAAUCUUCAAAAUAUGGAAGAAUACGGUGAUGAAGAUGGUUGUGUAACUCCAACUUCACAAGCGAUACGAGUUUCUCUAGAUAGACCGCCAUCUCCGCCAAAGAAAAGGCAUAAGAAACCUGACAGGAUCGGAAAGAACUUGGAAUUUGGAAAGAGUAAGUAUUGGAGAAAUAGUUCUAGUGAAGUGCGACGUUACAGUUGGUCGGGGAAGUGUUCCUCCUGUGGUGAGUUGAGCAAGUUGCGACCUGGGCGGACAAUCUGUUUUCGAUUAGACUGUGCACUCCAUCAUGUUGGUUCUAAGCUGGAUUGAGGAAAUGCGUUGAGAGGCUGAUCUAGGGAGAAUAUAGUUUAUUGUGAUGACGGUAGGAGUUUCUUGGUCCUUUAAAGAAUCAGCGAAUUUAGAAAUGGAGGAAGUUUCGUUCUGAAAAGUUGUUAGCUGCUUGAAAAGUAUUGUCACAAAUUGGGGAGAUGAAAGGGGUUGAUUAUUAUAGGGUACUUGUCCUUGUCGGGGGAAAUAUCUAUUAGGGUUUUGGUCCAACGGAAUGUAUCAAGAAGCCUUUUAUUACCUUGCAACAUAUUUGAAUGUAUAGCAGCCAUUAAUAAUAAUAAUAAUAAUAAUGAACAUGGGAAUCGUAUGAAUAAACCUAAUUGUAUAUGACGUAACCAAACACUUUUGUCGAAUUUGAUAUUUCAAUGAAUGCUCAAAAGGAUUAUCGUCAGUUAUGUGAGCGCUUUACCAGCAGUGUUGGUUACUGGGAUAAGGGAGAAGGCGUUUCACCAACCGAUACUCAAUUUUGCGACUUCAUCACACAAGUUGCUCGGGUACCGCUUUACACUCCUCAAGAAAAUCAAUCUUUGUGGAUAGUAUUUUUUGAAAAUAAUGUUAUCAGUCACUUUCUUGACUGUUUGAAGCAGUUCCCUUCAAGUCAUUUGUUGCAGAUUACUGUAUUGUCAUC